Hyaloscypha bicolor E is the source of this 2334-nucleotide messenger RNA. Its product is annotated as ferric-chelate reductase-like protein. The record is from RefSeq and is a predicted model, not a curated record. Gene Ontology annotation, molecular function: ferric-chelate reductase activity. Gene Ontology annotation, cellular component: plasma membrane. Gene Ontology annotation, biological process: intracellular iron ion homeostasis; iron ion transport; copper ion import. The coding region runs from base 315 to 2252 and encodes 645 amino acids. The transcript has 5 exons. NCBI's taxonomy places the organism in Eukaryota, Fungi, Ascomycota, Leotiomycetes, Helotiales, Hyaloscyphaceae.
GGGGGUUUGAGCAUGUUUGGGGCUUUGCAGUGGAUCAAAAUGUGGAUUUCGUGCCUUGGCAAUGCAGACAUGCUUCCCGACUGCUUGUCCAAAGUUUCGCAUACUUUGGAGACCUUAAGAGUGCUACGGAGACGCUGUCAGAGAUACCAACAAUCUAUCAAACAUGCUCACGCUAGAAAAUUUGCGACCUUGGCCAAGAAAGCGUUCUAGGGUAAGAUAUUUUUCGGGGUACGUUUCCCGCAGGACUUCAACCAUUUUCCUUCCUUCACCAGUCUUUUCUGUCAAGAAAGCGUAUCACCAAAAGUUCAGCAAAUAUGCUUUCAGUUAUCCAGCGACACAUUCAAGAAGCAUCUAAUACCUCUCUUCUGGAGCCGCAUUGGGGAUAUGUCAAUCGAGUUCUCCCUUGUACUAAUGAUGUUGGGUCUUGUGAAUACUUGGAUUCCGUGUACUGGAUGCACGAUGUCUCCAUGCUUUAUACCUUCAUUCUUUGGGCGGCUAUUGGCUUCACGUUGAUAGUUAUUUUCGCUCUCCGUGUUUCAGAGCCGUGGCCCAGCUGGAAGAAGACGCAAGAUGGGCAUGGGGAUCAAAUCAUUCGCCGGCCAGCCAGCCUACAUUACAGGUCUUGGAGAGCAGUUCGAGCUACAUUCAGAAAGUGGAUUUUGCCCGAAGCGUUCGUUGCUUUCUUUGGAAAUGUUACCAGACUGCAACUUCUCGUUCUCGCGAUCUUGCUAGGUUACCUUUUGAUAUUUUCCUUUGUAGGAAUAGUUUACAAGACGUGGAUUACCCCAGUCAAGAACUCGACUCUACACAAUACUCGAACUAGGCUUGGAGGUUUCGCUGAUCGUGUUGGGGCACUUGCUUAUGCUUUGACUCCUUUGACCAUAGCCUUAUCAUCUCGAGAGUCUAUUCUCACUCUCAUCACUGGCAUUCCGUAUCAAUCCUUCAACUUUCUGCACCGCUGGUUAGGGCGAAUCAUUCUCAUUCAGUCUUUCCUCCACACGCUGGGAUGGACACUCAUCGAAGGCCGUUUCUACCAACCCCAGCCUACCACAUUCAAAAAUUUCAUCAAUGAGACCUAUAUUGUCUGGGGCUGCGUUGCCAUAUUUUUCAUCACAUUUCUGUAUAUUUUCAGUUUGAGAUGGGCCAUUGCGCUUACAGGGUACGAGGUUUUCAGAAAGGCCCAUUAUGUUGUUGCCGGACUCUAUCUUGGGGCAUGCUGGGCGCAUUGGAGCCAUCUAGCUUGUUGGAUGAUCGCAUCACUUGGAAUUUUUGGGCUGGAUAGAGGAAUAAGAUUGUUCCGAACGGCCAUGAUACAUAGCGGACAUGGAGGGGGUACAAAGGGAUUCGGAUUCCACUGUGUUCAAUUGAGCCUACGUUAUUUCCACGACGAGGAUGGUGGUGUGAUCCGUCUCAAAUUGCAGGACACUCGCAAAUCAUGGGCGGUUGGUCAGCAUUACUUCUUGACCUUUCCAGCCCUCACAAUAUGGCAAUCACAUCCGUUCACAGUUGCUUCCGUUCCAGGACAGCAUCACUUCAUCAUCCGCUGCAGAAAAGGGGAAACUAGCCGACUCAAGAGGUUGGCGACUCAGACAUCGACGACUUCCGAAGGGGUCCCUACCUUGAACCAAACUCCAGUCGUACUCUGUGGCCCUUAUGGGACGGCCCUGCUUACCUCGAAGUCUCAACCAACGAAUAUUCUUGCCAUCGCUGGUGGAACGGGUGUAUCGCUUACACUGCCACUUGUGCUCGCUGCUACAGCUGCGCCUGAUUUUGCCGAAGUCGCUGUAGACUUUGUUUGGAUCAUACGUCGACAGAGCAACCUGCAAUGGAUUGCAAGCGAGCUGGAUGGACUGAAACGACGUGCUUCUUCGGGCGCCAUCAAUUUCCGAGUCCAUGUAUAUGUCACACAAGUAAUGGACGAUACGUUCACAGCUCAAAAUUUAGAAAAGUGCUUGCUUGGAGUAUCAAGUAAACCAGCAUCGGAGGCUUCAAACGGGGAGCGUCGGAUUGACGAGCUGGACUUUAACAUUACCUACACCAAUUCCGAACAUCCUUCCCUUUGUAACAUCGUUUCCGAAUUUAAAGACAGUCGUUCAAGUUCUGCAUUUCGCACAAGGGUGAUUGGUAGUGGUCCCGCAAGCAUGGGACAUGACUUGAGAGCAGCUGUGGCUAAAUGGAAUGACGGACCGAAAGUAUUGAGGGACGAGAAGCUUUGGGACAUGUCAUUGGAUUGGGAUGAUAGGAUGGGCUGAACACAAUGCAGAACGCUUUUUACCAUUAACUCUUACAUUAAUUUAGUUAGUCAUAUCUUAUAAAAAGUUUUCAGAGCCUCCG